Molecule: messenger RNA, 1189 nt
Organism: Pistacia vera
Lineage: Eukaryota; Viridiplantae; Streptophyta; Magnoliopsida; Sapindales; Anacardiaceae
Exons: 6
Coding region: 56-973 (305 amino acids)
Molecular function (GO): protein binding
Source: RefSeq, a predicted model, not a curated record
CGCUUAUUUAGAUUUUGUACCUCCUCAAAUUCGCAGUUUUCUUCUCAACGCCAAUAUGAAGACCGAGGAGUCCGCUGAAGUCGUCAUCGUGAAAGGAAGGGAUGCUUUGCCUAGUCAUUACUUGUUCAAAAUCAAGUCAUUCUCGUUAUUAAAAGCUUCAAUUGAGAUAUACAAAACGAGCCAAUUUGAAGCGGGGGGUUUCAAAUGGACACUGCAUAUCUACCCAAAUGGUGACUUUAGCAAAAACUGGGGAAAUCAUAUCUCCGUUUACCUGGAAUUGAUGGAGACAAGUUCUCUCCCUGCAGGAUGGGAAGUCAAAGUGAUUUUCAAUUUUUUAAUCUACAAUCAGCUUGAGGACAAGUAUGAUAGUUUCCAAGAUGGUAGGGUAGGGCGAUACCACGCAAUGAAGACCAAAUGGGGUAUCACCAAAUGCAUAGACCUGAAAUCAUUUCAUGACCCUCUGAAGGGAUACCUUAUUGAUGAUACUUGUGUUUUUGGUGCCGAGGUUUUUGUUGUCAAAUGUGUUUCAAAAGGGGAGUGCUUAUCAAUGAUAAAAAAACCUGCUACAUGUUACCAUCUUUGGAAAAUCAAUAAAUUUUCAAAUUUACUCAAGGAAAGUUAUGAGUCCAUACCAUUUGGAGACUGCAACUGGAAAAUUUUGUUCUACCCUAAUGGAAUUGCAGAAGCCGAGGGCAACAAUAUUUCAAUUUUUAUAUCUCUGCCCAAGUCAUUUAUCCCUGAUGGCACAGCUAAAUUGUUUGUGAAAUUCAUUUUGCGUGUCAAAAAUCAAAUUGAAGGAAGGCACAUUGAAUUUGCACGUAAAAAGUUGUUUGCUGCUCCAACCCUAAAUUGGGGUUGUAGAAAGUUCUUAUCGUUGCAUGAACUCAAGGAUCCAAAACAGGGUUUUUUGGUGGAUGACACUUGCAUCAUUGAAGCAGAAGUUACUGUGCUUGGAUUGAUUGGAACAGAGUGAUGAAAUCUGUUGCUAAAUUUCUCAGAAUACUUUAGCUAGAAUGAUUUGGUUUAUGUUUACGUUUUUUCCCCUUUUAUAUAUGCUUGCUAUUUUGUUAUACUUCAGUUAAAACUGGUUGUGCUCAAUUUGGGCGAUUUUGUUUUCCCUUUAAUAGUUACUAUUUGUAGUAGUUUAAAGAGAUAAUAUUGUUUGAUGAAACAUAAAUUUAUUGAAAGA